UGAUGAUUUGCUUACUUGAAGCAGGACUGAAUUUGGAGCGGGUACUGUGAAAUGUGUAAGCAUGAUGUUGCCUGGAUAAUCAACGGAGGUCUUUAGAAGACGGAGAGCUACAACUGGCUGAAGGUAAGAGAAGAAGGCAGGACAGCCACACCUCAUGCAUGGGCCCGACUGGAUAUGGCUCUGGCAAACAUGGGUGUUCUCCAGCUCAACAACCCCACUCACUCCAGCACACUUCUCCAGCGGGCCAACCAAAUGCGCCUGACUGGCACCUUGUGUGAUGUGAUCAUCACGGUGGACGGUCAGGAGUUUCCUGCGCAUCGCACCGUCUUGGCUUGCACCAGCAAGAUGUUUGAGAUCCUUUUCCACCGCAGCAGCUUGCGCUAUGCCCUUGACUUCCUCUCCCCGAAAACCUUUCAGCAGAUCCUUGAGUAUGCCUACACUGCCUCGCUCCAAGCUACAGCUGAGGACUUGGAUGACCUGCUGUAUGCUGCUGAGAUCUUGGAGAUUGAGUACCUGGAAGAGCAAUGCCUGAAGGUGCUUGAGACUAUCCAAGCAGAGGAAAGUGAAGAGGUGUCAGUCAGGAAUCACAGCUCUGGAGAUCACAGUGAUCACAGUCGAGCCAGGCACUGGAGGCACAUGUUGAUGUCCAAGAAGCACUCCUUACAAGAUGGAACAAAGUGCAGCUCUCCCACCGCUCUCCACCACUUGGCUCUGUACCACAUGACAGAGAGGAGCUCUCCUGGUCCAGAGUGUGAGGCAGUUCCUCAGGUCAGCCCCAAGCUGGAUGCUGAGGUCGAUAUGGAGAGUUCCCAGCAGCUUCACAAUGUUUCCCAAGACUCAUCCCUAGAUCCUGCCAGAAGUAUUAAAUCAGAGCACAUGCAGGUAGACGAUGCCGACAGCUGCAAGGGAAAAUUGUCUAUUGCAGGAGACACAACGAGCACGACUGAGCAGCCAAGAGAUGAAGGCCCAGGGACGCCUCUCAGAGGCAGUGUUAUCACCAGCGCCCGAGAGCUGAACACAGGCUCCGAAGAAGGCGGGCAAACGGUGACAAACACUCUCGAAGGUUUUCCUGGAAUCAUUGACAAAGACCUGGCCUCCAUUUACGCUGUAGCCUCCAACCACAUGGGAGAAGGGCUGUCCGUUUCGGUGGCCCCAUCCCUGGGCAUUCCGCUCGAUCCCAGGGCCUACAGCGGCCUGCUGCACCAUGGCUUGCUGCACAGGGAGCUGCUGAGCAGGCUGGGGCAGUUUGCAGCAGGGAUGAGGAACGACGGCCAGACGGCAGGUCAGCAGUGCUGUGGAGAAUGUGGCCUCCAGCUGCACAGCAGACAGGCUAUCGAACAACACAGGAGGCUUCAUAAUGAGGAGAAGGGCAACAGCUGUGAAUACUGUGGGAAACACUUCCAGGACAGCAUGCGGCUCAGGAUGCACAUGCUGUCUCACACAGCUCCUGCAGAGGCUUUGGUGUGCGAUCAGUGUGGAGCAACAUUCUCCUCAGAUGAAGCUCUGGAGGCCCACAGGCAAACACACACAGGGACUGACAUGGCGGUGUUCUGUCUGCUGUGUGCAAAGCGCUUCCAGACCCAGAAGGCCCUGCAGCAGCACAUGGAAGUCCACGCAGGCAUGCACAGCUACAUUUGCAGUCACUGUGAGCGCCCCUUCCCGAGCCACACCACCCUUAAAAGACACUUGCGCUCCCACACAGGCGAUCACCCGUUUGAGUGUGAAUUCUGCGGGAGCUGCUUCAGAGAUGACGGCACGUUGAGGGGCCAUAAACGCAUCCACACCGGGGAGAAGCCCUAUGAGUGCAAUGGCUGCGGCAAGAGGUUCAGUCUGAAACACCAGCUGGAGACACAUUACAGGGUUCACACAGGUGAGAAACCCUUUGAGUGCAAGCUGUGCCACCAGCGCUCCAGAGACUACUCGGCCAUGAUCAAGCACCUGCGUACACACAAUGGAGCUUCUCCAUACCAGUGCACCAUCUGCCAGGACUUCUGCCCCAGCCUGGCCGCCAUGCAGAAACACAUGAAGGGCCAUAAACCCGAGGAGGUGCCACCUGACUGGAGGAUAGAAAAAACCUAUCUGUAUGUCUGUUACGUCUGAGCAGAAAUUGGACCCCAGGCGCAGUCUAACACACACACACACACACACACAUACUGUCAGUCCUGGAUUAAAACUUGUGCUGCUGGUUUAAAGCUGAAUGCAUAAAGUAUUUUGCUGUUUUUGGACAAAGUUUCCUCUGAAAAAAAAAGUUUUUUUUACUGGACGACAAGACGUGCAAGCAGGGAUACCGGAGUGUUUACAGAGUAAAGCUGCAGCUAAUGAUUACUUUUGUUGGCAGUCAAAUUAUGAGUGCUAUGAAGAAGAGACAACCUCGCAAAGAUAUCCUAGGUAAAUAAUUGAAUCUAUCUGACAAACAGUAAAAUCCAAAGAGAUUUGCUUUCCCUUUCUCAAAAACAAAAAUUCAAACAUUUUUUAGAGCCGGUAGGUGAUUUCUUCUAGCGACAGUUCAGUUAAUUCUAAAAGCUGGUGACAGAUUCCUGAUGGCUUAACUGUUUGCCUCUCCUACACAGAGAGACACACACUUCCUCUCUUGCACACAGAGUUUAGAUAACAUUAUCUUUAAAGGAUACAUUGUGGUGAAAAAUCAAUGCCACGGUGACUUUGACUGCAGAACUACUCAUGCAGCAGCAGAAGCACUGAAGCAACUGCUAAACCAUCGUUUUGUAUCAUUUUCAGUUUGCGCGGCAGAUGUUAAAAAUGACUCCUGAAAAGCUUGAUUGGCUGAACUUUGCAACUUCUGUCUCCCUCAAUUUCCUUUGACUUUACCUUUUUUUUUCCUGCAGGUGGAAUUUUGAGUUUGGAGUUGCUUUUUUCUGCAUGUUUUUACUUGAAUGGCUGACCUCAUGAGUUUGAUCUCUUUAAUUGCCUUGUCUUCUCAUGCAGUUGGUGUUUUUAAACAGAGGCAAGUUGUGCUGAAAUUGCAAUUGCUUCUAUUGAUUUCUUUUCAAUUUAUGUGUUGGUUAUGUGUUACCAAAUGUAUGUGCCAGUUCCAUCCAUGCUCUGUGUCCAUGUUCACUUAAUAGAGAUGUACAUAGAAACCAACUAGUGACAGGAAUUGAUCAAAUUUCAGUUUGUUUGGCCCUAACUGGUGUGAACGCAGCUGGAAACUCUGAACGUCAUCUUUUUUACUUCAUGUUUAUCUUCAGAACUAACAGGUCACUGUAACACCAGUCUUCAAUGUGGAUGGGGUUACUCCAAGUUCACUAUUUUCUAUUUUCAAUGUUAGUAAAUGAAAAAUAAAAUCAAUACAGAGAUGUUAAAAAUUGUUUAAAAGAAAGCCAUUUUCAACCACUAGUCAAGAUGUGUUGGUUGUUCCUUAAGACUACAACAGGGUAAGAGUGCAAAACCUGAAGCGGAUAAUAAGAAGGCUCAACAAAGAACAGAAAAGUUUUUGUUUUGUUUUGGUUUUUUUUCAUUUUCUGCUUUUAGAAUUUACCAGGAAUUCCAGUACUAGUGAGCUAUGACUCUUUAAAUUAAACCAACUUUUUAAGCUAUGGGUUUUUUGUGUGUGUGUAUAAUUAGGGCAAACAUCCGAAUUUCAGCAGGGAAUCUUUAAAAGGUUAUCGAGUCUAAUCACACCUUAGGUCAGCCUUAGGAGAUAAAAACCUGUUUCUUCAGGUAGUUUCUCACAGAUUAGGUCUCAAUGCAGAGGUUUUGCCCUUUUUAGAAAUAUUCUAAGUUGGAAUCCACUUAAAAAAGGAUAAUUUAAACAAAACAAAUUAUCAAAAUAUUAAUGCAAACAUAUUGUUUUAUCCAAAAAGAGGCAUCAAUGUGAAUUGUGUGUUAAAUGCUAAUAACACACGUCCAGCAAAUAAAACUGAGAAUAUCAUGAAAGUUUUUACAUCUAUGGUUUCAGAAGCCUUGGAAAUGGGGCUUUAAUGUGGACCCAACAGUCCAGGGUUGUGGAAAUAUUCUGUGAAUGUAAUGCAGAAAUGCACAGUGUAUCGGAGGCCAUUGCUUUAAUCCUCCUGUAGUGAGCAGUGUAUCAUGUGCAAGAAACAGGUAGCAUAUAGUCAUAAAUAUUUGCACAAGAAGUUGUUUGUGUCAUGAAAACGCUUAAAAAGAAUUUCCCCAAGUAUAAGAAACAUGUCUGCAAAGGAAGGUUCAGUAUUCAACAUUUAAUAUUCCUGAUUUUUUUUUUUACAUUCAUUCCUAUAAAUUCCCCAUUUUGAUGUUAAUUUUCCUACUCCACACUCGCACACCGGAAGAUAUCAUAGCAACACGGCUAAAAUUAAUACUGACCUUAUUUAGUCUUUUAAGUUUGUAGGGAGACCUUUGUCUUAGUUGGCCUCUAUUGAAAGCUUUACAAAAACCAGAGACUGGAUAUUGGUCAAACGAUUCUGAUCGGUACGUCCGUAUCCCAUACAUUUCUCUACUGGUUUAGAAUUCACAUACAAAUCACUUGUUUUGUUUAAGCAAGAUUAACUUGAAAAACAUUAUACAAAUGGUUAAACAGUGUGUAAAAAAUGGACAGGCUAUUAAAGACUUUUAAGUGUAGUAUUUUUUUUUUUUUAAAUCAUUGCUUCUAUAUAGAUGUCUUAUAAAGAUCACAGAAUCAGAAUUUUCUAUUAAAAAAAGAAAAACAUGAAAAUAAAAUUGUUUUUAUAUAAAACAAGAACAGAAAAUUCUGACAUUCAACUCCUAUGAGCAGGUUAUUGUUGGUCGUAGUGUAGCUGUAAUGUACUGUCAUGGUAUGUGAUUCCCUUAUGUGAGCCUAAAACAGGCCUUAUAGAUUUGAACUUGUUGUAUUUUUGUAUUACAGUAAUUUGCUGUUUGUUUACAUUUGGUAUGAUUUGAGAAACACCUUAAUGUUUGUGUGUUUUGUAUGAGUUGAUUAAGACCCAUCCCUUGUGCCUCUUUUUAUAAGUAGAGCAUCGAUGUGCUUGAGUACAUGGGACUGUGCUGUCGGUAGGUGUUUUCUGGGUGUUUGUUUAUUGUUACUAAACUAAAGAUAAAAUACCAUGUAGAUUCACUUUGUCUGAACAUUGCAAAUGGAAGCAACAAACUGUGAUAGUGGCGGAUAAUCUGAUGCAAGAUCUGAGCAACUUCUCAUCUAAAAAAAAAAAUGAAAAAAGUGGAACGCUUGUUUCUAACAUUUCCCUUCAGAGCCACAAUGGACUGACAUCUCUGGAAGAUAAGCAAAUCUUGGCAUCUGUGGGCAUCACCAAUGCCUUCUUAAGUAGCCAACAACACUCAGUGCCAUGAAAGCCCACAGUCACUGUAUCUAUUCUACAUGAACAUGCACUAUAAAUGGAUUUCCUCGAUGGAC
Molecule: messenger RNA, 5329 nt
Organism: Cyprinodon variegatus (sheepshead minnow)
Lineage: Eukaryota; Metazoa; Chordata; Actinopteri; Cyprinodontiformes; Cyprinodontidae
Product: zinc finger and BTB domain-containing protein 16-A-like
Exons: 7
Coding region: 175-2100 (641 amino acids)
Biological process (GO): regulation of immune system process; regulation of cytokine production; negative regulation of transcription by RNA polymerase II
Molecular function (GO): protein binding
Source: RefSeq, a predicted model, not a curated record